Hyaena hyaena (striped hyena) is the source of this 1659-nucleotide messenger RNA. It is a transcript of the gene LHPP, whose product is annotated as phospholysine phosphohistidine inorganic pyrophosphate phosphatase. Bases 71 to 883 code for a protein of 270 amino acids. Gene Ontology annotation, molecular function: phosphatase activity; inorganic diphosphate phosphatase activity. Gene Ontology annotation, cellular component: cytosol. Gene Ontology annotation, biological process: dephosphorylation. The record is from RefSeq and is a predicted model, not a curated record. The transcript is spliced from 7 exons. NCBI's taxonomy places the organism in Eukaryota, Metazoa, Chordata, Mammalia, Carnivora, Hyaenidae.
GCCGGGUGCAGUUCCCAGCCGCGAGCCGGGACGCGGAGUCUGAGGAGGCAGAGGUGCUCAGCCGGGCACGAUGGCUGCGUGGAGCGAGCGGCUGGCCGGCGUGCGCGGGGUGCUGCUCGACAUCUCGGGCGUCCUGUUCGAUGGCGGCGAGGACGGCGUCAUCCCCAUCCCGGGCUCCGUGGAGGCGCUGGCGAGACUGAAGCGGUCCCAGCUGAAGGUGAGGUUCUGCACCAAUGAGUCACAGGUGUCACGGAAGGACCUGGUGGUGCUCCUGCGACGCAAGGGCUUCGACAUCUCUGAGGGCGAGGUGACGGCCCCGGCCCCAGCCACCUGCCUGGUCCUGAAGGAGCGAGGUCUGCGGCCUCACCUGCUCAUCCAUGAUGGAAUCCGCUCAGAAUUUGACCACAUUGACACGUCCAACCCGAACUGUGUGGUAAUUGCAGAUGCAGGAGAAAGCUUUUCCUACCGCAACGUGAAUAAAGCCUUCCAGGUGCUCAUGGAGCUGGAAAACCCCGUGCUCAUAUCUCUGGGAAAAGGACGUUACUACAAGCAGACCUCUGGCCUGAUGCUGGACGUUGGUGCCUACAUGAAGGCGCUUGAGUACGCCUGCGGAAUCGAAGCCCAAGUGGUGGGCAAGCCUGCGCCCGAGUUUUUCCAGUCUGCCCUGUGGGAGAUGGGGGUGGAGGCUCAUGAGGCCAUCAUGAUUGGAGACGAUAUCGUGGGUGAUGUCGGUGGUGCCCAGCAGUGCGGGAUGAGAGCCCUGCAGGUGCGGACAGGGAAGUUCAGGCCCAGUGACGAGCACCACCCGGAAGUGAAGGCUGAUGGGUACGUGGACGACCUGGCAGAGGCCGUGGACCUGCUGCUGCAGCACGCCCACCAGUGAUGAGCCUUGUGGGACAGCCCCAGCCUCACCCCUUCCCCACCCCCACCCCUGCCCCGGGCCCGGACCACCCAAGGCCCUGCCCUCAGCCGUUGGCCCAGGACGGGCAGGUCAGAGGGUCCCAGCCAGGCACCUCGAGGCUGCCCACUUCCUUCCUCUGGCUCCCUCUUCUCACCGCCCGCCCCCCCCCCAGCCGCCCAGGGAGGGUUGUUCCUUCCGGGAUGGGCUGUCCCCUAAUAAGGUUGGGGGGUGGGGCAGGCCUCUCUGGGAGCCAGAUAAGGAGAGUCCUCUGGGUGUGGGCUGGAUGCGCUCGGGGAGCACCCCGAAUCCCAGACCCAAUGACUCCCCAGCUGUACCCGGUCCCGUAAACGCGCCACCUACCUGGACUCGGGGACAUUUCCCCUCUGCCACACGUUCUCUGCGUGUGAGUGAGGAGCCUGGACAAGGCAGGGGCCUCCUGCACGGUCCGCACAGAGCAGGGCUGAGCCCGCCUCCCUGGGACCGUCCAGCGACCCCUGCCCACCUCCCGGCCCCCUCCUGGAGUCGGAGUGGCCACUUAGCACUCCCCCCACAUCAGCUGUGACUGCCUUUCCUAGCCCAUGAGUCACCUCGGAGCCAGAGGCUGGGGCGGAAGACUGCUGUCCUGCAGAGCAAGAGCUGUAACCGCAGGGAUCAAGGUGCAGGCAGACAGGGUGCUUCUAACUCGACGGACUGGGGUGUGUCAUGCCCAGUGUCUGCAGGGACAACCAAGGGUUGAAUAAACUGUCUUGACCUACAGC